AUGUCUAUGAACCUUUCUUUGUUCAUGGCUUCCUCCGCCGAUCAUUCCCUUACUCAAGAGACACAGAAACAUCGAAAUUCAAACACCGCCUUUGCUCUUCGCCGAAGAAGUACUCAUACGAAAUAUUAUGGUUAUAGCUCACCUGUGAAUUUCAGACAAGGUUUCGUGAAAAAUGAGGUUUCUGCCAGGAAGCUCGCAGCUGGUUUGUGGCAGUUGCGGUUUGUUGAGGUCUCUGGUGAGUGCGGCGAAGAUGUUAUCCGUGAUGGGUCAUUUCGAUCUUCAAAAUUUAAGCUUGAAGCCUAUAAGCCAUUGAUCAAAUCUUCAAAAGAAAAAGAAACAGAAUGGAGCCAUUUACUCAAUAAAGGGUCCAAUGAGUCUACAAUAGCUCAUUGGAGGAAGCUUCUAGACGAGAGAAAAUUAGUUGAUGAUCAACAUGACUCGAUUGUCACCGUUCUUCUCGAAGAACUCCUUCGAUCACAAAGGAUGGUUAGAAAAUUUAAAGCCGAAAAGAAUUCCUCUAAGAAAAAAGCUAGAGAGGAAAAUGUGUUAUGGAAAUGCAAAGAACAGAAGAAGAUUGAAAAAAAGUUAGAUGAGUUAGAGGAUAGGUUGAUGAAGGAGAGAAGAAGUAGAGAGAAGAUGGAGAUUUUGAAUACCAAAUUGUUGAAGGAAUUGGACAAGGCGAACGAAUGCAUUGAUCGGUUUAGGAAAAACUACGAAAAGGAAAAGAGAAAAAGAGAAUUAACCGAAAAAGUGUGUGGUGAAUUGAACAAUCAAAUAGAAGAAGACAAAGGUGAGAUUGAGAAGCUAAUGAGGGAAGCAAUGAAACUUUACAAGGAAGUUGAAGAAGAGAGGGAGAUGGUGAAAAUGGUCGAGCUAUGGCGCGAAGAACGCGUGCAAAUGAAGCUAGAUGACGCGAAGAAUCUUAUCGAAGAGAAAUAUAAUCAAAUGGUGGAGUUGAUUGCUUAUCUACGAAGGUUUCUAAGAUCAAAAGGCGACCAAGUUAGCAACGAUGAAAUAGAGGAUGCUCGGUUGAUUGAACAGGUGGUUGAAUCGGUUAACAUUCGACAAAUUCUAGAACUUUCUUAUAAUUUCUCUAAAUCAGAUGAUGUAUUUCCAAUCUAUGAGGAAUGUAGUGAAGAAACUGGCAAGUUAUAUCCUUCUCCUGCCUCUAAUCAACUAAGAUUGAUUCGCAACGACGAAAAAGCAAUUUCUGUCACAAAAUAUUCUCAACAUGGAAUGGAUUGUCAUGGUUGGUACAAACAAAAGGAGUGCAACAUGAUUGGUGAAGAUUCUAUUGAAGGUAGCUUCAAACACUUUGAAUUAUUGGGACAAGGAAACUCAAGAGAUAGCAAUAACCCUCACAUAACUCGUGGGAUGAAAGGAUGCAUAGAAUGGCCAAAAGGUAUUAAAACUAAUUCCAAAGUUAUUAUUCCUUUGGAAGAAAGAGUGAAAAGCCAGAAAUCUCAGUUGCAACACAUUCUUAAGCCAAAGGCUUUUUAA
Vicia faba (fava bean) is the source of this 1500-nucleotide messenger RNA. The record is from the annotation of a GenBank genome assembly. NCBI's taxonomy places the organism in Eukaryota, Viridiplantae, Streptophyta, Magnoliopsida, Fabales, Fabaceae.